Molecule: messenger RNA, 921 nt
Organism: Seminavis robusta
Lineage: Eukaryota; Bacillariophyta; Bacillariophyceae; Naviculales; Naviculaceae
Source: the annotation of a GenBank genome assembly
AUGUGCGGAGUGAGAACGCAUUGGUUGGUGGCCAUCGUCGUCGACAAAGAUUCUUUCGCGCAAGCCAAAUGCAUCGAGUCCUGGAUACUGUGGAAUAAUUUCGUGACUACCAAGUCACGCACUCCCCAUUUUCCGCCGGCCUGCAAGUUGAACCGAGGAUACCUUCAACAUUCCAAUGGCUCCAAAUCCAACGUGGAGACAAAGACGCAACCAUCUUGGUCAGCAACGAAGCUCAAGACGAACCGCAACCAACCGAGAACCCCUGCCUUACAUCAAUCACAAUUUUCUGUCAAACAAAACCUAAUUUCAGAACUAUCCAAGAUGAAGACCGCUAUCAUUGCAUCCCUUAUCGCCUCGGCUGCUGCCUUUGCUCCCAGCAAGCAAGCACCCAGCACUUCUGUUAGCUUGAACGCUUUCGAGGACGACUUCGGUGCCACCGCUCCUCUUGGAUUCUUCGAUCCCCUUGGCCUUGUCGAGGAUGGUGAUGAAGCCAAGUUCAACCGUCUCCGAUACGUUGAGGUCAAGCACGGACGCAUCUGUAUGCUUGCCGUUGUUGGAUACAUCUACACAUACGCAGGAAACCGCAUCGAAGGAGACAUUGAUCUCUCCGGAACCAGCUUCGAAGACAUCCCUGCCGGACUUGAAGCUCUUGGAGCCAUCCCCGCUCUUGGUAUGCUCCAACUUGUUGGAUUCAUCGGUUUCUUGGAAAUGUUCGUCAUGAAGGAUGUCAACGGAGACGGUGAAUUCCCCGGUGACUUCCGUAAUGGAUACAUUGACUUCGGAUGGGACCGAUUCUCAGACGAAGAGAAAUUGAACAAGCGCACCAUCGAAUUGAACCAAGGACGUGCUGCUAUGAUGGGAAUCCUCGGACUUAUGGUGCACGAAGUUCUUGGAUACGGACUCCUCCCUGAUGCUGAGUAA